Effrenium voratum is the source of this 1620-nucleotide messenger RNA. The record is from the annotation of a GenBank genome assembly. NCBI's taxonomy places the organism in Eukaryota, Dinophyceae, Suessiales, Symbiodiniaceae.
ACGAAAUCCAGAGAAGCGUGGGCUCUGUUCCGAGCAGCUGCAGUUGGAUCAUAUGCCAUAACCUUUGAGCAGCCUAGCAGUCGGCAUGCAGCUGAUUGCAGGCUCUUCUCAUUGAUUUCAGAAAGUCAGUCCACAAUUGUCGGAGUCGUGUUGCUUGCUUGAAGCUGCUGUCUUACUCUUCCUAGCAACCACUUGCUUUGUUCAAGCGCUAUGGCGGAUGGCGAGGAUAUCGCCGGACUGUUCGACAAUCUAGAAUCAGAGGAGCCAUCGCCAGACAAGGUUCACAGACCGCGUCACAGCUUUGUCUUUGAAAGCUUUAGCCACGACUACGUGAAGGAGCAGGACAAGGUCAUGGUAAACAACAACAACAACUUUGAGUACACUGUGGACCCCCAAGAUGAAUCCAAGCUCCUGAAAAUGACGAAGGAGGAGCAAGAAGCUGACGAGCGGAGGGGCAUGCCACUAGACUACCACCGUCAGCUCUCAUGUUGUACUACUCGGCAUUGGGUCGACCACUUUCAUGCGCACUACCGCAUAGUCAAUGUGUCCAAGCAGAAUUUGCUUUGGAUGAAGACCGCAGCGGUUCGAGCCAAAGUGUGUGCGGGAUUGUCUGCGACCUAUGUAGACGAUUUAGAGGAGUGCGCCAGGAAGGCGGACUGUGGAGGUGCGUUUGACUUGUGCAAUCCGGAAAGCGCGGAGACAGGAUAUUUUGUACGCACAGACCGAGUGAGUCUCAAAGAUGGCAUGCAUGGAGUUGGCCCAUACUUUUCCUUGAAGCAGAUCUUGGAAUCAGCCGUCACUGCUCGAGGCGGGCAUCAAGGAGUGAGCGACCAGACUCAGCAGCUCAAGUUUUAUCUCUUUCCCUGGCUGCCGCAUCUCGAUGGCUUCCGCGAGUUCCGCGUGUUUGUAUGCCACAAACGCGUCACGGCCAUGUCUCAGCAGUCCCUGUACCGGGUGAAUCCCAUUCUUGAAGCUGUAGCGGAUCUAGACCCGUGCCCUGAUGCAGCUUCCUCCUUGCACCCAACCAAGAAGCUGGCGAAUCACUACCAAUCGAAGAUCCUGUCCAAUUGGUGCAACUUGCUAGUGCCCUACAUUGAGGAGGUUGUAGUGCCUAGGAUCAGGGGCGAGGAGGGCGACAGACGGGAUGAAGCAGAGGCGCCUCUGCAGUGUGGUCUCGAGAGCUUCAUCCUGGACAUCGUGCUGUUGGGGCCGUCAGCCUGCACUGAUGCGUUGACAGCCAAAAGGAUCAUUGAUGCUCACGAGAAGGGCGAUGUGUCAGACAGCAAGCAAAUGCCGGACCUUUUCGCGCCAGAGCUCUUGACGCCGCACUUCAUUGAGAUCAAUCCGUUUGGGUAUAACCAAUCCAGUGGCUCGUCACUCUUCUCUUGGACGCACGAAUACAGCACCCUGUACGGCCUUCAGAAUGGAGCGGGAUCCGGAUCGCGGCUCAUUCCUGUGAGGUUCACUCGCUCUUAGGUGUCGCGGCAAGACUUGUUGUGCAUGGACUCAUGUAUCUUGCUGCUAGACACGUGUCGGCGGAGUUUCCAAGUACUCCCUACCGCUUACAAGGCUCUUAAAUAUUUGCUUAGCCCCAGCCUGUGGUACUGAAACAUCUCCCCA